Messenger RNA from Hyla sarda, 5668 nucleotides. It is a transcript of the gene PIAS1, whose product is annotated as protein inhibitor of activated STAT 1. The transcript is spliced from 14 exons. NCBI's taxonomy places the organism in Eukaryota, Metazoa, Chordata, Amphibia, Anura, Hylidae. The coding region runs from base 136 to 2055 and encodes 639 amino acids. Gene Ontology annotation, molecular function: zinc ion binding; SUMO ligase activity; transcription coregulator activity. Gene Ontology annotation, biological process: regulation of transcription by RNA polymerase II; protein sumoylation. The record is from RefSeq and is a predicted model, not a curated record.
CGGCACUGGCGUAAUGUCAAGUGAUCACAUUAUCCAAUGGCUGCUGUGGGAUGCUUUUUGCGAUGGACAAAACGUCACUGCGACCUGGUUGGCACACAGGACCAGUGGGAGCUGUAAUAGCAGGAAGUCAGUCAAAUGGUAAUGAGCCUUCGUGUUUCUGAGCUACAAGUACUUCUAGGAUACGCAGGACGCAACAAGCACGGUCGCAAACACGAACUCUUGACCAAAGCUCUGCACUUGUUAAAGGCCGGCUGCAGUCCAGCUGUACAAAUGAAAAUUAAGGAGCUGUACCGGCGGAGAUUUCCACUGAAAAUUCUCACACCUGCAGACUUUUCUUUACCCAGUGUGCACUCCAGCACCAUGCCAGCCAACCUGUCUCCAUCCUCCAUUCCUCAGCUUUCAUAUGACAGUCACCCUGCUUCCUCCCCACUACUUCCAGUCUCCCUUCUUGGGCCCAAACAUGAACUGGAUCUCCCACACCUCACAUCCAACCUCCACCCUGUCCAUCCAGACAUCAAACUGCAGAAACUGCCCUUUUAUGACCUACUGGAUGAACUAAUAAAACCCACAAGUUUAGCCUCCGAUAACAGCCAGCGAUUUCAAGAAACAUGCUUUGCAUUUGCAUUAACACCACAACAAGUCCAGCAAAUCAGCAGCUCCAUGGACAUCUCUGGGACAAAAUGUGACUUUACAGUUCAAGUGCAGCUCAGAUUCUGUCUUUCAGAAACUAGCUGCCCCCAAGAAGACCAUUUCCCACCAAACCUGUGUGUAAAAGUCAAUGGGAAACCCUGUAAUCUACCAGGCUAUCUUCCACCUACCAAAAAUGGGGUUGAACCAAAGCGACCAAGCCGACCAAUCAACAUUACCUCACUUGUACGUCUGUCUACAACUGUUCCCAACACAAUUGUGGUGUCGUGGACAUCUGAAAUAGGACGUAAUUUCUCACUGGCUGUAUACCUGGUGAAGCAGUUGUCUUCAGCCAUCUUAUUGCAAAGGCUGCGAGCAAAAGGAAUCCGCAAUCCAGAUCAUUCCAGAGCACUUAUUAAAGAGAAACUCACAGCUGACCCAGACAGUGAAAUAGCAACAACAAGUUUACGGGUUUCUCUCCUGUGUCCGCUGGGAAAGAUGCGUCUGACCAUCCCCUGCCGGUCACUGACCUGUUCCCACCUACAAUGUUUUGAUGCCACUUUGUACAUACAGAUGAAUGAAAAGAAGCCCACAUGGGUCUGUCCUGUGUGUGACAAAAAGGCCCCAUACGAGCAUCUAAUUAUUGAUGGCCUGUUCAUGGAGAUCCUGAAGUGCUGCACAGACUGUGAUGAGAUACAGUUCAAAGAGGAUGGUUCUUGGUCACCUAUGCGAUCAAAGAAAGACGUGCAGGAAGUCACAACCUCACUUAAUGGAAAUGAUAGUGGGUGUAUCAGCAGUACAGUAGAGCACCAGAUGUCACCCAGCCAGCCUUCUAAUAAAAGCAAAAAGGUUGAGGUUAUUGACCUGACGAUAGACAGCUCUUCAGAGGAGGAGGAGGAGCCAUGCGCCAAGAGGAGCUGCCCAUCUAUUACUCCAGCUUCACCAUUAAGUAACAAGGGUCUGAUGAAUCUACAGCACCAGGCAUCUCCUAUAUCUCGAACACCCAGUCUACCAGCUGUGGACUCCACUUAUAUCAAUACCCCCCUACUUCAGGACUACAGGCAUCCUUUCCAUAUGACGCCAAUGCCGUAUGACCUGCAAGGGUUGGAUUUCUUCCCGUUCCUAUCUGGAGAUAAUCAGCAUUACAACACCUCCCUUCUGGCUGCCGCAGCAGCUGCUGCCUCUGAAGAACCAGACCUACUUCAUUCUUCACGUUUUUUCCCGUAUGCGACCUCUCAACUCUUCUUGGACCAGCUCAAUGCAGGGGCUAGUGCCUCUCUCCCAGCAACCAAUGGAAGCAACAGUGGUAGUAACAGCAGUUUGGUAUCAUCGAACAGCCUGCGAGAGAGCCACAGUGCAGCAAGCAGAGGACCAGCAGACAGCUCUUCUCUCUAUGGCAUAAUCCCAGAUGUUAUCUCUUUGGACUGAUCCACAGAUGAAGCACAUUCGGGAGGGAUUUGAACUCCCGUUUGUCACCAAAUUCCUUUGUUUAAAAUUUUUUUUUUUUUUUUUUUUAAAGGAAAUGUUUAACAAAACAGACAUGUACAGAGAACAGAACUAUAUUUUCAGUUUUACUUUUGUAUAUAAUCCGAAAACUUUACUCAUGCCCCUCCCUUACAGAGACUGAGUUAUGGACCCACCUCUUCCUCUGCACUUGUCCUUUUUUUUUUUUUUUUUUUUGUGUCCCCCUUCUUUUUUGGUUUUCCAACUGGAUCUUGGAGACUGACUCUCGUUCUGGAGCCCUCCACCCACACAGUUGGUUCCUCCUUGUAUUAUCUGGCUUCACAGCAUUACCCAUUUCUGAACCAUAUAGAUCAGACACAGUAUUGGUUUGAUUGUCCCUGUACGAGUCAGGUGCUUGCAUCAAUCAUUCUGGAACAAUCUCCAUUUCUGAAUCUAAGCUGCAGUGAUCACUUGUUUAGUUUCUCUUCUGCACACGUAUCUUGUAUUUAUUGGAUCUUGUUGAAGUCUUUAGCAGUACAAAUGAGAAUCCUAACAUGGCCUUUCUUCUAGGCAGUAUUGCAAGGACUUGGAGUGGGUGAAAGUCAUCUUAUUGGUGUUUGCUGCCAAAUGACCACUGCAAAAACAAAGCACUUCUGUUCCCUUCAGCACGAGGAGACAUCUUGAAGGCUCUAAGUUACACUUCUCUAAAAUAAGCUAUCAAUCUAAAGAAAUAGGGGAAAAAUAUCAAAGCCUUUUCCUGUGUGUGUGAUGAGCUGGCAUUAACCUUAACUUGCACAGACAUUAAUAACUUUGCUUGUCUCCCUACGAAUGUUGCAUUAUUAUUCUCCUAGUAGGUCCAGCAUUGCAGGCAGUGCUUAUAUAAGGUGUGCAAUAUAUGUUAAUAGGCUGGAAAGGGCCAGGUAAAGGGGUGAAAAUCAUGGUCAAGAAAGAACAUGGCCUGCAUCUGUAUCGUGUUGUAAACUGCAUAUGUGAUACUAGUGUAGUCUACUCUGAGCACCUACUCUGCUCUUAUUUUUACUUUUAUGUGUCAACAAUCAUGUCUGUUACAUGAAGUAAAUAGCAUCUCCCUGUAGGGCCGCGUUCACACUGAAUGCUUCAGCUAUGCUUAGUGAAACAGAGCCUACCCCUGCAUGUGCUUGGGGUAGGCUCUAUUAAAAUCAGGUUUCUUUAAUGGUCUAAAGCAGUGUUUCACAACCAGGGUGCCUCCAGCAGUUGCAAAACUACAAUUCCGGGCAUUGUGAAGUUGUUGUUUUGCAACAGCUGGAGCCACCCUGGUUGGAAAACACUGGUCUAACGCAUUCAUUUGCCUUUGAUCAUUUUACAUGUCAAAUAUAAUCUGCACAACCAGUUGAAGAAACCGGAUCAAUUAAUUUCUAAUGUGCUGAUCCAUAGCUGCAGUCACAAUUGUGCUUGUUUGAUUGGAGUAACAAUUGGACACAACUCUAAAAAGCUAUCCGAAUUCUCAUUAUACAGUAAGAUUUUAUUUAUAAUUUCACUUCAGCUUUGUAAUCGGCACGAGAAAAGUCAUCAUAUACAUUUAAUUAGAUGUCAUGACCAUAUAUUAUAUAUAUAUAUAUAUAUAUAUAUAUAUAAUUAUAUGGUGUGAGGGCAUGGUCAUGUCGCCAGUGCUCCUCAGCCUGUGGAUCUCCAGCUGUUGCAAAACUACAAUUCUCCAUGUGCCUGCUGUCAAGGCUGGAAUUUGUAGGUUUGCAAAAGGUGGAGAGUCACAGGUAAAAAGUAUUCGUCUACAGAAGAUCAGUGUAAGAAUCUUAGAGUCUUCUGAUGCGGCUGUACAUUUUAACCUGUAGGAACCACCCACACAACUAAGUCAGUAUUUCCCAACCAGGGUGCCUCCAGCUGUUGCAAAACUACAACUCCCAGCAUGCCAGGACAGCCCAUCCAGCUUUUUCAAAACUACAACUCCCACAUUUGGCUGUCCGGGCAUGCUGGGAGUUGUAGUUUUGCAACAGCUGGAGGCGCCCUGGUAUGGAAACACUGCCAUAACUGCUGUGUGUGUUUAAGGAACAGCUCCUACUACCUGCACAUAAGUAGCAAGAGCAGUUUGUAAAGCUAAGGCUGCAGCAAUGUAGACUGGCAGUGGAGUAAUAUGCAACUCUCUAAUGUUCAAGGUAGUGAUGUGGUGGGAAGGUGCACGAAAAACCCAUUUAAAAAAAAAAUGCAUAGUAUUAUGUAGCCAGUACCAUGAUGUUUUUGUUUUUUAUUUUUUAUUUUAUUAUAAGCAGUUUCUAAACUGCUUGUAGAUGUGUAAAACUGCCUUGUGGAAGUGUAGUUGCUGAUAUCAUUUUUAUAAACAUACAUAAUCUAAAUUCAAAUUAAUAAGAUCAGUCACCUUGAAGAAAAACACCACACUGCUGUCUUUUUGAUCUAGUUUUUUAGCACCUGUGAAAUUCCCCAAACAGCGACAUUCUUGUCAUCAGUUUGGAUGUGGGAUCGCAGCUUAGUUAAACUGGGGAAUCCACCUUCCAGACACUAAAUCGGUGCCAUGGGUCAGUUUUUAAACUUUUUUUUUUUUGUGUGUCUUUGAGGCACUGUAGAAAAGUUAGUAACCUGUCUGAAAAGUUAAACUGCCCAAAAUGUGUGCAGCAUCAAACCCUAAGGCUAAGUCUCCACUUGGUUUUUUUUGCACUUCGCUUUUAGGGAUUACAAAAAUGCCUGAAAAAUCGCCAGUGCAAGUGAUGCCAUCAUGCGUUUUUUCUGGCGUUUUUUCCGGCGUUUUUUCAUUGGUGUGGAAAUUGCACCUUUGGCUUUUUUUUUUUUUUUUUUUUGGUACCCAAAAAUUCUUGGGUACCAAAAAAGGAUGCAGCAGUGAUGGAAAAUUUUUUAUGAAACGCAAUGUAUAUAUUUUAUAACAUAAUUUUUUUAAAUUUAUUUAAUAAAGUGUGUGUGUCACUUUUUUUAAAUACAUUUUUAACAUUUUUUAUGUAGUACUACUACUCCCAGCAUGGAACAGACUGUUCCAUGCUGGGAGUGAUAGUACCUGUGCUAUAGACAUAUAUCGUACAUAAUAUAGCAGAGAAGCGAGGGGUUUAUACAUCACUCGCCUCUCUGCACUAUACUCCGGCCACUGAUGUCAACAGAAAUUCAUAUUUCCCACCCAGAGCUGUGAUUGGCCGGAUGGUUGCAGCCAAUCACAGCUCUGAGGAAAAGAUGAAAGAAUGAGUGAGUGGCCGGCCCGGAGUAUAGUGCAGAGCAGGGAUGUGAGCGAUGUAUACAGUCGCUCCAUCUCCGCUAUAGACAGGACGAUCAUAGAGGGUAUCAGUAGUGACAUCCACUGUGAUGUGUCCUUAAGCAGGCACUACUACUCCCAACAUGGAGCACACUCUGCUCCAUGCUGGGUGCGGUAGUACCUGUAUUAAUAGACCGCAGCGAGUGUAACUUCUGACACCCGCUUCGAUCUGUCUAUUAAUACAGGUACUACAGCUCCCAGCAUGAGGCAGAGUGUGCUCCAUGUUGGUAGUAUUACCUGCAGUUAUGGAAAGAUCACAGCGGGUAUCACUCCUGACACCCGCUGUGAUGCUCCUGUAUAAUGUAUAGAUGCAGCGGCCGCUCUUCUAUG